Molecule: messenger RNA, 1341 nt
Organism: Pseudo-nitzschia multistriata
Lineage: Eukaryota; Bacillariophyta; Bacillariophyceae; Bacillariales; Bacillariaceae
Source: the annotation of a GenBank genome assembly
GGAUUUCAUGAAAACAAUCAUCACAUCCAUGAUAUCGGCAGAAUCACUGACAACAUAUUUUGGCUGACACCGUACAAAUAGAUUCCCUUCAACACCAUAGAGACAACUGCACUACUAAACACCCGCAAAAUGGUUCAUAGUCGCAAAAUUAUGAGSUCUAUAUGCAUUGUUGUUAUGCAUUCAUUUUCAUUUUCCUUUGUUUGGGUGUUUGCGUUUCCGCUGAGAAAUAAUAAGACACAUAGACCGCUAGUACAAUUAGAUUUUCCAUCACAGUUAUGCGCGUGGACGAGUCCAGAAGAUACCAAUAUAUCAUCUUUGACAUCAGACGCAACGAAAUCGGACAGAAAUCCCGGAUUUCGUCGGGAAUUCUCUGCGGACUUUCAAUCUGAGUUUGAGGAAUUAAUGCAUUGGCGUCGAGAUGUGCGCCGAUUCCAAAAGGAAAAGGAAGUGGACGAAGACAUUCUUAACCGAGCUCUGUUAUCUGCCUUCCAUUCUGCACCGAGCGUUGGUUUGUCAGAACCGUGGCGCAUCGUACGUGUCAACAGCGAGGAAUCACGAUUGGCAGCAUUUACCAACUUCCAGGAACAAAACACAAAGGCCCUGGAGGGAUACGAAGGCGACAAAAAGCAAAAAUAUGCAUCACUCAAAUUGUCUGGGAUGAAGGAAGCGCCAGUCCACCUUGCUAUUUAUUGUGACGAUGGAACAAUCAAGGGAUCGGGAUUAGGGGCACAGUCGAUGCCUGAAAUGAGACGGUAUUCGGUCGUUUCCGCCAUCACCUUAUUUUGGCUUGCCGCGAGGUGCGUCGGUCUUGGCGUUGGAUGGGUAUCAAUCCUCGAUCCAGUACGUUUGACCAAAGACCUUGGAGUUUCGUCAGAUUGGACAUUGGUGGGAUAUCUGUGUGUCGGUUGGCCGGAGGAAGAUAACAGCACACCAGAACUGGAACGGCAUGAGUGGGAAAAUCGCACCGGUAUCAACGACUUGGUCAUAGUUUCGGCAUGAUGGCUCAAUGAUAGAAGGAAUCCACACAUUUGUAGCUAAGAAUUUUCUCGAAGUCUUUGUCAGUUCGUCUAAAAAGAAUCAAUUUUUUUCUGCCAACCUAGAUUUUGAGAAAUACUGUAGCAGAGUUGGGCCUCAGAGAAGGUUCUUUUCUUUAUACACCAAGUACUUGAACUGAUUUUUUGGUGUGCAGAGUUGGUGACUACAAUGUUACAGUAUUGUUAAUUGGUCAAUAGGUAAGAGUUUGGCAUCAGGGGUUGACUUCAAAAAUUUUAUGACUCUGACAUGGAUCUGGGACUUAUUUCCGAAAAUGUUCCUGAGCAUUAGUAAACAUAACUAUUGGAA